Molecule: messenger RNA, 1740 nt
Organism: Colossoma macropomum (tambaqui)
Lineage: Eukaryota; Metazoa; Chordata; Actinopteri; Characiformes; Serrasalmidae
Product: delta-like protein C
Exons: 6
Coding region: 297-1103 (268 amino acids)
Biological process (GO): multicellular organism development; cell communication; Notch signaling pathway
Cellular component (GO): membrane; neuron projection
Molecular function (GO): protein heterodimerization activity; protein homodimerization activity; cell adhesion molecule binding
Source: RefSeq, a predicted model, not a curated record
GUCGAUGAACCAUGGAGCCUUUGGACAGACGGCCGUACUGGACGUCCUGAUGGCCAGUCCGCCCUGGGUCCAAAGUCUACACAACAGCCAGAUCUGAGGGUACUUCAGUGAGGCUUGGACAUUCUUGCAAACUGGAUAUGCAGUUUAUUCAGGUUUAACUCACUUCACAGCACAUCCUCCAGGCUGUUUUGUGCCUUUUUUCUCCGGUGUCGUCUUUGCAUUGUUGAUUUGGAACCAAGCCCACUGGACACCUGUCACAUUCUGCUGUCUCGGCAGACGGAGAAACCACCAAAACAAUGGCUAACGUCUUACCAGCGUGCCUCCUCCUUCUGCUUUCGGCCGACCUGGUCCGCUCCGCCGGUGUGUUCGAGCUGAAGGUCCACGCGUUCCACAGCGCGCGCGCCCUCUGCCAGCGCGCCGUCGACUGCCGCAUCUUCUUCCGCGUGUGCCUGAAACACUCCCAGGACGUGAUUCUGCCCGAGCCGCUGUGCACCAACGGCACCGGCCUGACUGAGCCCUUCAGCGCAGACCAAAUCUCCAGCAGCGAUCCCAUCAGAGUGCCCUUCAACUUCAAGUGGCCGGGAAACUUUUCCUUGAUAAUUGAAGUGUGGAGUGCCGAGUCCUCUUCCAAGCAGUUCACCGAAAUCCAGAACAAUCUCAUCACCCGCCUGGCCACCAAGCGCACGCUAGCCAUCAGGGAGGAAUCAGCCCAGGACGUUCACCAGGGAGAGCAGAGCGAGCUGCACUACUCCUAUCAUGUCGCCUGUGACGAGCACUACUACGGCGACAGCUGCUCAGACUACUGCCGUCCCCGGGAUGACAUCUUCGGCCACUUCACAUGCGACGCCACUGGCAGCAGGAUUUGCCUGGAGGGCUGGAAAGGAAAUUACUGCACAGAGCCCAUCUGCUUGUCUGGCUGCAGCGAAGAGCACGGUUACUGUAAGACCCCCGGUGGGUGCAAUUGCCGCCUCGGGUGGCAGGGCCCCCUCUGUGAUGAGUGCCAGCUCCACCCCGGCUGCAUGCAUGGCACCUGCAGUCAACCAUGGCAGUGCAACUGCAAGGAAGGCUGGGGUGGCCUCUUCUGCAACCACUAUCUGAACUGAACAUUCAGGGGCGGGAACGGGACAUUUUGAAAUGUUUCAAUACUACAACAAAUUCUUUAAUGAAUUCAUUUAAUUUUCCAACAAAGUUUGGUUUCCAAUAAUACAGGCCCUUUAAGAUCUUAAGAUUAAUAAAUGAAUAAUAAACCUAGGAUGUGACGGCUAAACAUCACAUUUUCUGAUAUCAUGAUUUAAAGUUGACCUGAAAUCAGAAUGGACUUUUCCCCCUUGUCAGUUCAUGUCCCCGGUCAUAAUCAAUCACAUAAUCAUCCUACCAAACCAUUUAAAAGACAAAAUUCUCAGUUACUGUGCAUUACAUUUCUGCAUUUUAUUCACUUUGUAUUUUGUGGCCCUAAAGAAAUAAAUGUAAUAUGUCUGUUUAAUGCUAAUCCAGGUGGAUUUAAUCCCAAAUUUUACAUUUCAUAAAUGUUUGUGUCGGCCCAUUAUUUACAUAUCGCUGCGGCCCUAGUUGAGAAUAUAUAGUGUCAUCAUCUAGAACCAGAGCCAGGUUUCCAUUCAGCUGUUCAAUUAAAUUAAAGAAAAUAACAAACUUCAUGUUAUGUCUGUUUACAGUCCAACAUCAUUUGACUGUUCUUUGAUAAAUUAAGGAAAAUUAAAUUCCUUCAUUUGUCAACUGGUA